CGAAAGGCUGCUCGAGACCUCGAGAGCUCCUCGAGACAUGAGAGUUCAGUUAGUUGAAGGCCACGAAGAUGCUGCAACAGUACAUGUACUAGUAGGAGAUUGGAUUGCACAACAAUGGCGACGACUUUGUGGAUAUCGCUUAGCUUGGUGGCUGCCAUACUCCUCCUUGUUGACCCAAGUUUGGCAGCCUCCAGUAGGAACAGCGAGAGAAAGGAUGCAGAUGGCAAAAAGACAAAGCAUGGUCUCCCUAGUAGUAGACCACGACGACGAGUCCAGCAACGCUGCGUGUCAAGAGGAUGGCAGAAUGUCUCUGAUGACCGCUCUAAUGGCGGUGAUUAUGAAGGAUUGCUUGCUCUGUUCCAGGCAACGCUUCCAGAGUACACUCAAGACAGCCUCCAAGAUGAAAAUUCCCCUCCCAGUCAAGCCUUGAGGUGGCUGGCUUUGCACCCUUAUUUGUCCACUAUGGAGCCGAGGAGGAGAACACAAUCGUUUGCCAUGGCGACGCUUUACUUCUCCAUGCAGGGUCUAUACUGGCCGGAUGAUGCUCAGCAAUGCUGGUUGGCAUUCAAUAUCUCCGAAUGCGAUUGGAAUGGCAUGGAUUGGUGUGACGAUGGAAGAAUCGUUCCAUGAUUUAUCUACAAAAAAAUCUGCAACAACCACAACUCCAGCCAAGCAUUCCUCCGGAAGUGAGCCUCUUGACCGGGCUUCGCAGUGUUGCCAUUCAAAACAGCGACAUGAAUGUGUCAUUGAGUCAAUCCAUGCCAUGGCAGCUCCUUCAAGACUUGACAAAGCUGUCUGCCAUUGAUAUUCGAGGAAAUCAUCAUUUGCAUGGCACAAUUCCGACUGAAAUCGGCAGGAUGAGUCUGCAACGCCUUCAUCUUGGAAACAAUCAACUCUCGGGAGACCUGAAAAGUCAACUUGGAUUGCUGACGAACCUGGUUUGGCUGAGUGUCGGCGACAAUGGAGGGAUUUCAGGCACGAUUCCCACCGAGUAUGGGAUGCUGUCGCGGUGUGAACAAUUGCAGCUGAGAUCCAACAAUAUUACAGGACAGCUGCCAACGGAAUUAGGUAUCAUGACAAGCUUGGUUUCUCUCGGUCUGGGUGAUAAUUCUCUCUCAGGAAUGGCGGUUCCUUCGGAAAUUGCCAUGCUUUCGAAUCUCCAAACCUUGAAUCUGUACAACAACUCCAUCACGCAUGUUCCCCACCAGCUGACGUUGCUGACGAACUUGAUGCAUCUGCAUCUCAAUGACAAUCAACUCUCGGGAAACCUCCCGACGUAUCUAUCCGACUUGACAAGUUUGAGGGUUUUGACAGUUGGACACAACUUCUUUGCAGGGACACUUCCUGUUGGCUUGGCCAAUCUAAACAGAACUCUAGAGAGUCUCGAACUGGAGGGGAACAAUUUUCAUGGAGGAAUUCCAUCCGAAUAUGGCGCCCUUUCUUUAUUGGAGACACUACGAAUCAAUCACAACUCGCUGUCUGCAGGUGUGCCCACUGAAAUCGGCGAAUUGACUCGGCUAUGGAGGUUGAAUUUGGCACACAACAACAUGACAGGUACCAUCCCUACCGAGCUCAUGGCCAUCCCGACACUGUCACGGCUCUAUCUCUCCGACAAUUUGCUAUCGGGACCACUUCCGACUGAGCUGGGCAAGCUGCGGCAUUUAACCGUAUUGGAUCUCUCUCACAAUCUGUUGUCAUCGGUUCCCAGUGAGAUUGGGUUGCUGACUAACAAUUUGGUCUCGGUAGACAUCUCCUCCAACCAACAUCUCUCUGGACCGCUCGAGCAGUUCGGGCUCUUGGUCGGCACGGGCACCCUAGCCUUUCUGAACAUCAGCGGCACCAUGUUGUCUGGGACCAUCCCAGAGGACCUGUGCUUCCUACGGAACCAAUAUUGCAGCUUUGGUGGCCCAAGUUUCAGCUCCAUCAGUUGCAUUCUCGACUUUGAUUGUACCGCUAGCCUGUGUGGAUGCGAUUGUACCUGCGGCAUCGGAGUGGGCAUUGAACGGAUCUCAUCAUCGACCACCACCACCACCACCACCACCACCACCACCACCGCGCAUAAAGGGAAGGACAUGAACGAUGAAAACCUAGCAACCAAAUUCAACCCACACAGUGGUCCCACUUCAAGGCCUUCUUCUGUUUCGAGAAUCCAUCCAGAUGCAAGAAUUUGUCCUAUGAUGAUUGUUUGGUUACUGUGGCUGGUUCCCGCAAUAUUUGACUGAGAAUGUGACUCAACAUGAAAACAAAAGAGAUACACCCAACAACAAUUUUGCCAUUCCUGACUACUAAAACAUGGAGGAAUCUGUACAUCCAUUCGCAUGUGGAGCUGUUUCAAAAUCAAAUCCAGUGCAACAAGCCCCAGGCGAACUCAGGGACCAACAACUAUUACUCCAGGACCUACUCCUCCGCCCACAAUGGGGAUGGUAACCAAUAUGGUACUCAACUAGAGGUUCCGUGAAAUGCACCCAUGGAUAGCACCACGGCAAUCAGCGCCGUACGCCUCCUCAGCAGGACCAUCCAAGCCCUCCAAGAUGUCCCAAGUAUUCCCCAGGGGAGCACCAGCAUCUACUCCAACAUGUGGAACCCUGGACCAACUCCCACCACUGGUACUGCUGGCCCAAACACCCACCACAAAUAAUGGGACGGUACUCCUGGACCCACACCCUACAACUGAUACUCCAGGGCCAACACCAACUUGUGUUACUCCAGGCCCAACACCCAUAAUAUGGAUUAAGGAUUCUCAUUUAGAUUCAGUCUA
Molecule: messenger RNA, 2758 nt
Organism: Seminavis robusta
Lineage: Eukaryota; Bacillariophyta; Bacillariophyceae; Naviculales; Naviculaceae
Source: the annotation of a GenBank genome assembly